Messenger RNA from Toxoplasma gondii ME49, 4288 nucleotides. RefSeq lists its product as hypothetical. The transcript has 4 exons. NCBI's taxonomy places the organism in Eukaryota, Apicomplexa, Conoidasida, Eucoccidiorida, Sarcocystidae. The coding region runs from base 1883 to 3799 and encodes 638 amino acids. The record is from RefSeq and is a predicted model, not a curated record.
AACGCACGGCUCAUCAGGGUGAAACAACGUCGUUGACAGAGAGUCUGUGGGAUGAUGUGGAAGGUCUCUAGCAGCGCACUAGUCCUUUCCUUACAACAACUCGCCAGAAGCUAGACAAGUGCGUUCGAGAGGGAUGGAUAACGAAAACAGAAGAAAAGUCGUCAACACAACACAUGUCCAUCUGUCGUGCUACGGUCCUUCCUUUUGCAUGCAUUCCCAUCUGUUGAAGUCUGAGAUAACAUAUUAACAUCUUCCUGAUAGUAUUAUCCACCUCAUGCCAACUAAGUAGCAUUCGUGCAUUUGAUUCAGUUUUUGCCAUUUUCCGGUGACUGCACGUCUGAAUACAAAGGUAGGGUAAUAAAAGGGACUGGAUAUCCAUCUAGGUUGAAACGUGAACUAAAGCCAGUAUUUAGGUCGCGAUCUUCACUGCAAAUAACACGAAGGUCGCCACAUACAAAGGCGUUCAUUCUGCUGUUCAAUUCACAACGGUUUCGACAACCACGGCCCUAGUCAUGACAUACCUGGAAAGAUCUAUUUGAGUGUUGCUGGGGACAGCUGACUGACCAGUUUGGCAAUUCUUUUCCUGAACGGUAUUCACGGAAGAUGAGCGUUGUUUACGAAAACAGAGGAUGCUCUUAAAAGUGAAAAAACCAUCUCUCGAAGCUAUAUUGGAAUUUCGAGAAAUGUCCGCAUUCCUGUUACGCGUACUGGAUCCAGAGGGAAAGCAAUGAUCUAGGAAAUGCUCGGAAGCCUAGAUCCGAUAAAGGAUAUUGUUACUACAUACGCCAAGAAGAUUGACUUCUCGGCUGUUCAUGUGUAAAGAAUCUGCCUCGUCAAUACAGCCAUCAGUUAUCAUGCAAAUAUUUCUAUACCGUAACAUUGCCUCUGUACACUGUGAUUUGCGACAACGCCAUCAGGCCCCUCCCCAGGCAGAGGCCGACUCGCAUCUUCGGCUGUGCGUCGACCAGGUGUCUUUUUUUGAAGUCUCCCGCUUGGGCUUCGCCACGUGGAUAACCAUUAAUUCAAAGUAUCUGAAGUAAGUGCUAUCUAGGUCGUGUCAGUGGACCUCUUCGCCGUCUUUAUUCAUAGUUCAUUUGUCAAGCGGGUCUCCCAAACUCAAAUAUUUGUGGCAUACGGUCGCAUCGGCCAAUUGCAAUUGAGCUGCCAAUGGCUCUGUUGCCCCAUACUUUAGCGGCGGUUCUGAGCAAGACUGCUUCAUGAUCCGCCAUGAGCAGAUUUGACGGGAUUCUGAUUCAUUUGAGCGUCUGUCAGAAACCUUCUCCACCGGUGUCAGAACGACUGCUGAAAAGACAGUAUUCAGAAGGAUCGCUCGAACAGCCUAUUUGAAUACAAGGUGUCCUCCGUGUUCCGCCAACGUCACGCUGGUAGCUGAAAAGCUUAUCAUUCGCGAUUUGCUGAAGCGGCCAACCAAUUAGAUUUAGGGAAGCUCUUUCCGAGUCAUAUUUGCACGACACAUUUUUGGACACUCAUCUGUUUAAAAUGCAGUACCAAUACAGCUUGCUCAAUGCAAUUCCCGCAACGGGCUCUGCUCACGUUCCAAAACAGCGCCCACCCCCGCCGCCACCUUCCUCCCCUCCGGGGUUGAGGCAUUACACGCUGUCCGAAGUUGAGCUGGCGACCUUCCGCACGCAACUAUGCGAGAAUCAUCAGAAGGCACAUUGUGCUCAGCCUGACGCUUGCCCCCAUUCGCACUGCCUCACUUGGCAACGGAGGAACCCGUAUGAGAUCAUUUACGAGUAAGCUGUCUUUUUUGCUGGGCUGCAAGUCUCUGCCUCUCGAGACCUCAUCACAGAUUAGCAGAAUAAGCUUGAAGCAGUAUCGAAAAGUAUAGUUUCAUGCGCCACUAGAGUUUCUGUGCCUUAUGCUGUUCAGCCCUCAUCUUUGCCCCGGCAUCGAGUUCAGACGGUCGAACAGUAAAAUGAGCCUCAUCCGUCACUGUACGCGUGGCCGCAGCUGUACGUAUGCACACUCGAAGGAAGAGGAACUUUACCACCCGCUCAUGUACAAAACUAAGAUCUGUAGUGUGUUUCCAAGCUGUGACCGCCACUACUGCCCCUUCGCCCACUCUGUGGAAGAGAUACGGCAUCCAUUUUCUAAUCCACUUAUCCAGUCAAUUUGGGGCAGUGGCGAUAAUAACUUUUCUGCUGGCAUGCAGAGGUGGUUGUCCUCUCCCGUAUCGCCUCUUUCCGCCAAGCAAAUUCACGACAUUGCAAUACACCAGCACCCUGCAGCUGCAGCGGCAGCCCUUUACAGUGCCGAGCAACACUUCUAUGGGGUCCGUUCCGCUUCUUCAGCAGAUGUCACGCCUCAUCAGUUGCGUGCCCAGGAACUACCAAACAGGAAGCAGCCGUUCACUCCAAAGCAUCAGUCGAAAAGAAAUCCUAAGACCUACGAUAUGGGCACGUGUCAGUCUCUCAUGGGACACCCUUCACCACUAUCGAAAGGCAAUCGACUACAAAAGGACCGCCGCAUCAAAAAGAAGGAAGAAGCGAUUGCCGAGCAGCCGGAGGGUGCUGAUUUGCACGCGCUUCUGGACAGUGACGUUCUGCGUCAGGCUCUUAUUAUGGCGCUAGCGCAGCAGCUCAUUGGCCCGCAGGUGAAUCAGCUUUCGGUUGAUCAGAUAAUCAUCAUCCUAGACUUGGCAGUCAAGCUUGCUGUCAGCCUUCAGCCCUCUGGAAGUCCGACUGAACUUCACGAACAAGCCACUACUGCCGCUAUUUCAAUGAUAGAUUCGACCCCUCCAAACGCGGCAUCUAGCGCCUAUGGUGGCCAAACGAUAUCUGACGAUCUUUUCGGAGAUGCUACUUCGUCGUCUGGCUCCCGUUCAUCUUGUAGACAGACGUUUCUGGAGGACUCCUACCCCUCAGCAACAGAGGCCCUCAUUGCCCAGCUAAAGAAGCUAGCACUUUCUGAUCCUUGUGGCGUUCACACCGGAUCGUCAUCUGCAGCUGAUGAGGCCUUUGAUGAAACCGAAACAUCCAGGAUCAGCAGCAUGCGUGGAAGUGGAGCCAUGUGGAGUACAAGCACAUCUCCGAUGGUUGCUGAAUCCUCUAGGUCGUCCAUGCUUCCUGUUGUCAAAAAUUCCGACCAUCUGGGGCACGAAGAGUCUCUGCUAUCGGGUAGCGUCCAGUCCCUAACAGCGGCUACAGUGCAGCAUGCAGCAGUGGACGCGCAGUAUUCUGAACAAAAGACAUGUGCGGACGAUCGUGACCUCGCCGAACGUGUUCGGAUCGGCCUGAUGGGAGCACUUGCGGGAACAGGCUGUCAGUUGCCACCAGAGGCCCAGACCUCCUGUGGCUUGCCUAAAUCCCUUGGAUUAGGGUCUCUCUGCAAUAGCGUUCACACUUCGGGAGGAAGUGGCCAGGUGGUGUCACUUCCAGCUCCACCGGGAAGCGUGCAGAAACGGUCUGCCGAUUUUGUAUCGAGACUGGGAGACGAUAUAUUCUCACCUCAGACCACGACGUGCUCACCUAGUCCAUUCGCCGGUCAGGUCUGUACUCCUCAGUCUCGCACUGCUGAAUGCACUCCUGCUCCUCCACCAUCGUUUCCUGCUGCUGCCAUGGAUAGUGUAAAGCAGGCCUUGCGAGGGAUGCAGCAGACAAAUCAGGUCGAUCCUCAACGUACCAGGGAAAUUUGCACCGACCGUCAGAAUACUGCUUCUGAGCCGGAAACUGCCGCAGCUGUGGUCCCCAACCCUGACGCUCCCAAAAUGUUGUCCCGAGGGACCUGCCUCGGGACCCGAGUUGCACAGUGUCUUUCUGAUUGUGACUAUCCAUAGAAGUCAACAGGAGGGGAAGCUUUCUGACAUGGCAGACGCCUAACUAUGCCAGCACUUGGUUGUACUGAAGUGUGUUAUAUUCAUGCGUGUUUCACCGCGUCCCAAAGCCUGCACUGGCGUUUUCCAUGUGCUUCGCCUGAGAUUUUGUCAAGAUCUUCUCAUCGUCCGCAUCACACUGGCUUGCCUGGAAGAGCCUCCCUUAUACGAAACAGGCAAUAGUUCAACUUUUCUACACUCUGUCAUUAUGUCGUUCGCAUGCAAGGAAUUGCGAACGUUGAAGGUGCUGAACGGCUCUGUGUGUAGGAACUUGUAGUCACGGUAAUGUGCUUCCCUUUCUCUAUUUGACCAUCGUGGCCACGAUUGCAUGCAGUUCCUAUUGGUGUACAGAACAUCGAUCUAGAGGACCUUCGAGACUGUUCAGGGCUUGACUCAGGGCUUCAAGAGAGAGAAUAACACGGCAAUGCUCAACAACAUAGUCUGUCCAGUAGA